Molecule: messenger RNA, 7031 nt
Organism: Peromyscus maniculatus bairdii (prairie deer mouse)
Lineage: Eukaryota; Metazoa; Chordata; Mammalia; Rodentia; Cricetidae
Source: RefSeq, a predicted model, not a curated record
AGACACUGUCUGCAGGCGCGCUUCUCACCCUGUCAGAAGGACUGAGCCGGUUUAGCUGUUACACAAGAAGAGAGCAGCGGGCACCCGGGCUCAGACUGCCUCCCUUUUGCAGACGAGAAGGUAUAGAGAAGCCGAUGGAAGCAACAGUGCCGUAAAGAAAUGGGCUAGCUAUUCCCCGAGGCUGUGAUCUGGAAGCAUUUGGAGGUUAAAUGAGGAAAAGUCUUGGCAUUUGGCUCAGCUGGAAAUCAGUAGUCUGUCCUGCAAGUCUAUCGUCCUCUCUGGUGUGUCUUUACAACUGAACACUGAGGUCCAGGCUCCCCAAGACCAUCACUAUGACUGAUGGAGAUUAUGAUUAUCUGAUUAAACUCCUGGCCCUUGGAGACUCGGGAGUAGGGAAGACAACAUUUCUUUACAGAUACACAGACAACAAAUUCAAUCCCAAAUUCAUCACUACAGUGGGAAUAGAUUUUCGGGAAAAACGUGUGGUUUACAGCACACAAGGAGCCGAUGGGUCUCCAGGGAAAGCGUUUAAGGUACACCUGCAGCUUUGGGACACUGCUGGACAAGAGCGGUUCCGGAGCCUCACCACCGCCUUUUUCAGAGACGCCAUGGGCUUCUUGUUAAUGUUUGACCUCACCAGUCAACAGAGCUUCUUGAAUGUCAGGAACUGGAUGAGCCAACUGCAAGCAAAUGCUUACUGUGAAAACCCAGACAUAGUACUAAUCGGCAACAAGGCGGACCUGCCGGACCAAAGGGAAGUCAAUGAACGGCAAGCUCGGGAGCUGGCUGAAAAGUAUGGCAUACCAUACUUUGAAACAAGUGCUGCAACAGGACAGAAUGUAGAGAAGUCUGUGGAAACCCUUCUGGACUUAAUAAUGAAGAGAAUGGAACAAUGUGUAGAGAAGACACAGGUUCCGGACACUGUCAAUGGUGGAAAUUCUGGAAAGCUGGAUGGGGAAAAGCCAGCAGAAAAGAAAUGUGCCUGCUAGAGACACUCCUCCUAGGAACCAGUGAUAAAGAGCCCACCCAAAUACUACAUCCUGAAAUAAUGCAAACAACAAAGUUGUUGUUGAGUAGAUCAUGAGCAAUGGCAUGUCUUUCUCUUCCCUCCUCAAUCUAUUUUAAUAAAUCAGGAUAGUCAAUAGUGUUAAAAGAAUUGUACUGUUAACCUGAGUCCCUUCCAAACAAAAAUCAAAGUUCUCCUAAGGUGGUCUCACCAUCAUGGAUGCUUGGUUGUAUUUUUAUAAAGAAGUUGUGUAUAAGAGAAGAAGUAUCAGUGACUUUUAAAUGAAAGCACAUAUUACUAUCAGUCUGGAGAAAUGAAUAGGCUAACUAAAAAGAAUAUUAAAAGAUUUUUUCUGUUCAUAUCUACUUACGUGAAGUAUGAGUCAUAGUCUAUAUUUGCACUGGGAAAAACAUAUUCCUAAAAAUAGACAUAUAACAAAGAAUUCUGUGUGGCUUAUUAAGGAUGACUACAUUUACCCAAUAAGCUACACUGAUAAGGUUGUGAGUGGGUGAAUGUCAGACUUCUUGUAGGAAAUUGUGUAAUAAUGCCAUUUUUAUAUUUUUUAUAAAUGGCAGAGAGGCAAGAAUAGGAUCAUGGAUAAAAAAGUAUAAGGUACAUUCCCUAGAGGAAAAUAAAACAUGGGAAUAUGGCAGUUGAACAGGUAAAAUUAAAUGGAUCUUUGAGAUAAGUCUGAGAGAGUCACUUAGCCAAAUUUCACUGAAGCAGAUUGGAAGCUGGCAUUAUCAGUUGAGAUUGAGAAUGCUUUAGAAGCUCCAAUUCAAACAAUUUAAGCUUUUAGCAUUGCUUCUGAUAGUGCCCAAGUUCACAUUUUAUUCUUAUUUUUUUUUAUCAAAUUCUUAUAAAGAAUCACAAGAAAAAAUAAAUCAUAUUUAUUGAAUAUACCCUAUAAAUGUAGUCAAGAAACUUAAGAUUUAGUCUUAAAGUUUCCAAAUAUAAAAUUUGUUGAUGAUAGAAAACAAAGAGUGAUGGUUAAUUGUGGGUUUUGCUUCAUUUUAGAAAAGCACUAGAAAUUCUAAGUUGUAUUUUCCCUCUAUACCACACUUAUCUCUGUGUUGAAGCAGUUACAGCAAGGUAUGUUCAUGGAUCAAUAACUUCAAAAUAAUUAUGGACCAGUAACUAUGUUCACCCUGAAUUUUCACAUCAUCAGUAACCAAAAAUUGGUGAUGCCUCAUUCUUUAUUAUAAUAUUUGUAUUUUGUCAUGAGGAAAAAUAACUAUAGUUGAGAUGUACUUGAGAAAAUAACAAGGAUGGAUCUGUGUUUUAUCUCACCAAAAUUGUAGCCAGUGGUUUUAUUUUUCCUUGAAGCUGACUUUUCUUUCUGGAAUUAACCACAGAAUUCACAUUGACUUACACUUAUCAUUGUGAAAAGUCAUAUUGUAAUAGUUUUUAUUCUCUUAAUUUGGCAUAGAUAUAAAACCCAAUCUUAUCAAUGUAGUAUUUAAACUUGUCAGUCAAUUUUACCAAUAAGAAAGCAAAUUGCUUUGAGUUUUCUGUUUUCUUUGAGCCUACAGUUGGUGAUAGCAUACUUUCUCAUCCUUUAAAAUAUUUUCAAUCUCAAACUUUUGCAUACUUUGUCUCCUUUAAAAAUUACAAGCAUUGCAAAGUAAAAUCCCAGUACCAUUUUAAACCUUUUCCUUCUAUCUUCCAUCUGGUGUCCAGUCAAUUUCAGAAAUAUACACAGAUCUGAGGACAUGUCUACAUAAAAUGUUUUUAAGAUAAGUGGAAUCCAGAACUGUACCACAAAUGAACAAAUCAACACAAUAUGGAAGCUUGUAAGGGAUUUGCCCUUAGUAUAAUUCUCAGUGCUAAUAGCCCAAGACCCCCAACUUCUAUGAUUGAUUCUAGGUUAGUAUUCCCACUGUCUGGGAUGUUCUUCUUGAUCUCAAAGUCUGUGCCAUGGGUGGAGAAAGCUGUGAGUCAGUGUUUAUAAUAUGUCUUCUGGACAGAAAGUAGAAAGAAAUGAUCACAGCUAUGGUAAAAUCUGGUGAAUAUCUUGAGGUCAAUAAAUGUGUUUCGGAUUUUGAUUCAAAAUGUGCCAGUAUUUCCGUAACAGGGAAUGGCUGAGUCAUAUAAUAGUGAAGGAAUUUUACCUUUUCAUUUUUUUCUCAUUGUGUUCUAGUUACAUGAUUAAUUUGCUUAUGCCAAGAUUUUUCAUUGUCAGAUGAGAAUUUUUCAGGACCUGCUUUAAGAGCAUCAUUGGUAGCAUGAGGUAGAGGGCAAUGAUACCUAUAAAUAUGGAAAUGUGCCUAUAAGAGUAACAAGUAUUAAGUACUGGAUAAUAAACUUGGGAGGGUUGACAUUUCAAGCUGCCAAAAAUGAAAAUAUUCUACUUAUAAACACUUAGUCUAAAAAUAUUUCUGUCUAUAAAUUUUGAUGUCUGACUUUGAAAUCUAUUUGACUAUUGUUAGAAAUUCAUUCUCCUAUGAGUUCCAGAUCCUAGUUCCAUAUUCAUUAUAUAACUUCAAAUUGAACUGGUGCCAUGAAUAUUCUGCUUUAAAGAGCUCCAUAUUUUUUAUCCCACUACAACAUGUAUGUUCAGUUGUUUCCUCUUAAUAAUUACCUCCCAAAUGUUUGUGUUUUUUGAGAGGUAUAUAAUGUACAUGAUACUUCUUUCUGACACAGAGCCCGAGUCUAGAGUGUUUACACUGGUUGAUGUUUACAUUGCCCAAACUCAGUGCCUCAAAUACCUCUGUGACCAGUUUUGUCUCCAACCACAUAACUCAUUUUCUCUAAUCCUAGGUCUCCAAAAGGUCUCACAGAGACAAUACUAUAGUGCAAAGCCAGCUGAUAGCAAAGGAUUCAAGAACAUCAUUGGUAUCUGGAGAUUAUUGCUACCUUCUUCUAGCCUGUCACAGAUUAGACAUUUCUUGAGAGUUAACUAUAAAUUCGUAUAAUUUGAUUUUUAAUCUAAUACAAGAAUUAUCUUUUGAAAAAUAUGCAAAAUAGUGAAGAGAACAUGCUGUUGAUCUUAGUCUGACUAUUGUAACAAGUUGCAACUAAGUGGAGAAAAUGCUGCCUGUUGGGAGAUGAACUUGGAUCUCUCUGUAAUAGUUUCAAAAUUCAUAAUUUACUACUUUAGUCAAUUUGCUAUCAAUUUACUGUAAAAAAAAAAAAGACACCAAAACCAGCAUUUUCUAAAGUAUUUUAUCUGUUAAUUUUUAACCAGAUGAGACAUCCUAUACAUUAGUGGGUGGCUUUGUUCUAAUGUACAGUUAUUGUUUGCCAACCUGUAUAGAUAAGGUGAAUGGUUAAGAGUUUAAAUCUGUUUUGUUGUCCUUUGUAUCAAGAAGAAGAAAGAAAGAAAGAGAGAGAGAGAGAGAGAGAGAGAGAAAGAAAGAAAGAAAGAGAGAAAGAAAGAAGAAAGAAAGAAAAAGAAAGAAAGAAAGAGAGAGAGAGAGAGAGAGAGAGAGAAAGAAAGAAAGAAAGAAAGAAAGAAAGAAAGAAAGAAAGAAAGAAAGAAAGAAAGAAAGAAAGAAAGAAAGAAAGAAAAAGAAAGGAAGGAUAAACUUGACUAUAAAGCGCUGUAGCGUGACAUUAAAGAUCUGUAAUAACAAUCUCAUUUCAAAGACAUUUAAAGCUCCAGAUUGAGUCUAUUGGGACUCAACAGAUUUGAUGAGGCUGGGGUACCUCCUCAUUAGUAUACUAGGGUACCAGUUAGAGGCAGCUCUGUGGGUGAUGCAGUGUGUGCCUAGACAAGGUGAACACCCCCAAAGCACCUAUGGAGGAGACCAUUCACUCUUCUGUACCUCUUUUCUCUUAAUAAAGGAAAAAAAUUGCCUUCCUUGCUGUAUAUCACACUUAAAAGUGCGAUGACGAAUUGUCAUCCAUGGAGGAUUUUAAAGUUACGUUCAACACUCAAACUAUAAAGAAGUAACAUUCCGAGUCUAUGGCUUGCUAAGAUAUGUAAUAACUCCUUAAAGGUCUGGGGAAUUAAAAGCUCAGAUGUAGGACACCUGAGUAGUAUGUCUGGGGACUUGGGUUUGGUCUUCAGGCAACAGAAGGGCAGGGAGAAGAAAGGGGAGCGAAGUUUAGCCAAAGUGAAAGAAAACCUGGUUUUCAUUUUCUACUACCAAGCUUUACAACACUGAAAGUGACCUAUAAGUGUGAAUAUUUUAAAGAAAGCUUUAUAAAUUUUAAGAUGCCAAGAAACUCACUAUGGUUGCCUAAGAAUUCACUCCAUUAUAUUUUCUUCCCAAUAUUUAACCACAGUGAGGUUGGCUCAUUUUUGGCGUGACUGCAGAGAUCUGAGACCUGACAAUGGGUACUGGGUAGUAACUGAGAGUUAUCUCAAUGCAUGGAGCUGUCUGUCUCAUAGUAUAGAAAUGAUAAACACUGCUGGGUAUAGAGAAGAUUUUAUAAAAAAUUAUUGUCAUUGAAUUCUUGAGUAGUGUCCAACCACAAUGACAUCAUUGAUAAAGAACUUUGGAAAAAAUAAGAAUGACAAGCUAGCUAGGUCAGGUCUUUUAAUAUAGGAGAUCAUGAAGAAGGUCAUAGGUUGACUUAGGUAGAAAAGGAAAAGUUUUAACAUUUUUAAACUAGAUCUGUAGAAAUGUUUCCUUGUUAUUUUUAUCUGCUUUGUGGAGUUUAUGCCCUUAGAACCAAGCUAAGAAAAACGUAUGUGCUUACAUGUAUGACUACCAAAUAUUUAGGUUACUUAAAAGUAUUUUAUUUACUACAUAUGAGUCUGAAAUUCUUAAUUAAUGUUUUCAUUUUCAAGCAAUAACAUUUAAAGAUGCUUUAUUGACACUUUCUUUGAACCAACAGUUUAUGGCUGAGGUGUUAUGUAAUUUCAUGUGUGAAAAGUUCAUUAACAAAAAAAAUAAGAAAGAACUAAGGUAAAACAUUAAUACUGAAAUGGUGGAACUAUUUAAAAGGAUGUCACCUUUUUAGGGAUCACCUCUGGCUUAAGUUUGCUUUGCUGCCUCCUUUCCUUUCUAAGAGGUCAUCUGCAAUGUGGCUGGCACCUCUUAGCUAACUUAGUCUUGAGCAAAUCCUACAGGAGCCAGCUCAUCACGCCUUCAUUGAAUAGAACCUAUUUAACCUGUAACUGUUGUCCUCAUGUCAAACACUAUAUAGUAAGGGAAUCAGUCAUAUAUCCUUAUCGUUUUGUUCUAUGUGAUUCUUGUCCCCAGAUGCUUUUUGGAGGAGGAUCUGUUAUAGAGAGAAAAACAGCCAGAAAUGACAACUUCAGGACUAUGUGGCUUCUUUCAUACAGAACUUUGCAAACAUUGAGUAAUUCAUGAGGUUCCAGUUAGGUUCAAAAGAAACUGUUCUCUUUCAUAAACAGACACCAUUAUCAUAAACUAAGAAAAAUAAAUUCACUCCUAACUUGGGCCACUUGUCAUGAUAAGAUAUAUAGCAGGACCAUCACAGUAACUAUAAUAGAGUGCUAAAUGGAUUGGCAGUCACCUUGAGGUCACUGCAUUUUAUUGAAAAUGUGUUAUGUACUUUACUCUUGGGGAAAAAAAUAUGAGCUCUGUUUCAACUAAUGUGUCAUCUUGUACUUCUUUCAAGGAGACCAGCUGGAUUCAAUGUAGGACAUUACAAGUUGGUUAAAAUCCCAUGUACAAAUUUAAUUUUAUGUUUAAAAGAUUCUUGUAUUUGAACUUAAGAAAAAUAAAUUAUCUUGCUUCACUUUAUGUGCUAACAGUAGAUUUUCUGAUGAUACUGAAGUGCUUCACGGUAGCUCAACAAUUUCCGUUCCAGGAAUAUUAUCCAUCUCUUUAACCUGAGCAUGUUUGUUUUGUCUGCUUUCUGUAUGGAUCUCAGUUUUGUCUAAUGCUUUCAAUAUAACUUAAGACUUUGAGUGUGGCUUAUUCAAUGUGCUUCCAAGCAGGCAGUGGUUUCUGACAAACACUGUUAGGUCAUUAUUUGUUAUAUCAAAGUUCCAGUGGCUUCAGGAAUCAUAGCACCCUGUGAUUUUGUGGUGUCUGGGUUUGUUAAGAACUGUAACUAGUGAUUGUUCCUGCACACUUUGAAAAUAAAAACAUGUUUUUAUCAAGUA